Triplophysa rosa is the source of this 1421-nucleotide messenger RNA. RefSeq names its product archaemetzincin-2 (gene amz2). Gene Ontology annotation, biological process: proteolysis. Lineage: Eukaryota; Metazoa; Chordata; Actinopteri; Cypriniformes; Nemacheilidae. Gene Ontology annotation, molecular function: metallopeptidase activity. The record is from RefSeq and is a predicted model, not a curated record. Bases 353 to 1411 code for a protein of 352 amino acids. The transcript is spliced from 7 exons.
GCGACGAACAACUUUUGACUAAACGUAAAUAGGCAACAUUAAACAGGUACAUAGCUACAUUCAGAAGCGAUUGUACCCACGGUUUAGUAAUGUUGCUUGUUGUGGAGCUAACUUACACACACAAUCAAACUGCAUCGUUGUUUUUACGAUUGUGAUGUCAAAUGGACUAUGUUACUUUCAGGUUUAAAGUGGGAAUUUCGAACUACGACAUUGUAACGCAGCAUAAAUAAAUCGCUGAAUUACUUUUGCAAGUAGUUCGUACAGUAACUUUUCCAUCCGAGGUUCAAACAUAAAAUGGAGUUCAUCUUCGACCAGUUAUCUGAGCUAGAUAACAUUUCAAAAUAUUUUAAAGAUGCAGGUUAUUGAGCAUCCUGUUGGGAGACUGCGCACUGCUCUCUUGUCCACACGUAAAGAUCUCAUAGAGGCAUACAAGCAGUUCAGCGGAGCAGAGAAGACACUUUUAGAGGAGGGACUCAAACCUGGCAAUUCACUUUUCAGUCCCAUUACCAUUCACUUAGAAUCUGACUGGAUUUCUGCACAUCCAGAAGAUCCUCAAGACUUUCAGAGCUUUUACAGCAACCCUUACCACAAGUCUCCAAGCAGUGGACAUAGGACCAUAUACAUUCAAACUAUUGGUUCUUUUGGAGAAGGAGGUGUUGUGGCGGAACAGUUUGUUGAAUGGCUAAAGGUCUACUGCCAGGCAUUCUAUUACGGACUUGUGGUUAAGCUAUUGCCACCUGUAACCGUUGCUUCAACAGCUUGUACGUUCCGCAUUAACAGCAACACACACAACCUUCAGCUUCAUGCUGGAGAGCUGUUUGACUUCUUGAAAAAAAGGAAACCUAAAGAUGCGUUUUGCAUUGUGGGAAUCACCAUGAUUGACUUAUACCCGAAAGAAUCAUGGAAUUUUGUUUUUGGACAAGCUUCCCUCACGGAAGGAAUGGGGGUGUUCAGCUUUGCCCGAUACGAUGAUCACUUUUACGAGAGAAACUAUGCAGGUCGACUAAAGAAGACAACAAAGCCAAAGCAAGGAGAUUAUUCUGUGUUCCAGAAUUACUACACUCCCCCGAUCACCAGCACUCUCCUCCUGCGUUCAUGCAAGACAGUGACUCAUGAGAUUGGACAUAUAUUUGGUGUAAAGCACUGCCAGUGGCUACAGUGUGUCAUGCAGGGCUCCAAUCACUUAGAGGAGUCUGACCGUCGACCGCUCGAUCUCUGCCCAGUCUGUUUGAGGAAACUACAGUCUUCUAUUGGAUUCAAAAUAGCUGAUAGAUACAAGGCUUUACUCCACUGGAUUGAAGAUGGAGAUGACAGCACUGGACAACACUCAGCCAAACCCACACAAGCCUUCCAGGAGUAUAGACAUUGGUUGCAUGAGUGUCUAAAAAUAUUGGAAGAUGAAACAUUGUAGGACACCUGGA